Messenger RNA from Pipra filicauda (Wire-tailed manakin), 2479 nucleotides. RefSeq names its product serine palmitoyltransferase small subunit A (gene SPTSSA). Gene Ontology annotation, molecular function: serine C-palmitoyltransferase activity. NCBI's taxonomy places the organism in Eukaryota, Metazoa, Chordata, Aves, Passeriformes, Pipridae. The transcript is spliced from 2 exons. Gene Ontology annotation, cellular component: serine palmitoyltransferase complex. Bases 136 to 342 code for a protein of 68 amino acids. The record is from RefSeq and is a predicted model, not a curated record. Gene Ontology annotation, biological process: ceramide biosynthetic process.
ACCGCCCCGACACAGGCCGCGGCCUCUCCGUGUCGGCGGGCGCGGGGCGGGGCCGGGGGAGGGCUGUCCCGGCUGCACCGCCCCGGCUGCGCUCGGCCUGGGCCCGGCGCGGUGCCGCUGGCGGCGGGGAGCGCCAUGGCGCUGGUGUCGGCGCUGAAGCAGAUGUCGUGGCUGUACUACCAGUACCUGCUGGUCACCGCGCUCUACAUGCUGGAGCCCUGGGAACGCACCGUUUUCAAUUCCAUGCUAGUUUCCAUUGUUGGAAUGGCACUCUACACAGGCUAUGUGUUCAUGCCUCAGCACAUCAUGGCAAUAUUGCACUACUUCGAAAUUGUGCAGUGAUGAAGAACCUAUCUUCAAGAAGUAACUGGGCUUUGAAAUCUGUUCUACAAAGAAGAAUGAACCUCUUAGUUUUACCAAGAUUUCUACCAAUGUCCAAAAGACACGCUUAUGACUCUGAAGACUAGGAAAUGAGAUAUGUAGAGCAGGGACAUGAGAUGUGAGAUGUCCCCUAUGUUGUGUUCAUUCCUUUUAAUUUUACAAGAUAUGCUAGUUUUGUCUACUUUAACAUUGUGAUUGUACUUUGAUAUCAGUAUUUUCUUAACUUUGUGACAGUUUCGAUAUUGCACUGUGAAUGCUUUUCUUAAUUGUAAUUUUGAGUAAAUCUUAAUUGCCUUCUAUUUUUAAUCUGAAAGUCAUCUUAUUAAAUGGGGCUUAAAGCUUUUGCUAUUGUAUGGUAUGUAUUUGCUUGGAGAUUUCUAUUAAUGCGUUUUGUAAGAAAAUACAUCUAGAUUCAUAUUAGAGACAUGGAUAUAUUCGUCUAACGCUAUUUACAGAAGUUAGUUUGUAUGACCGAACUCAGGUGUACUGUUUGCUGUCCAAACUUUGUUCAAACAUAUAUUUGUGCAUAUCACCUAAAUUUGGAAUUGGCCAUUAUUUCAAUCUUCUGUAUUCUACCUGUUGGAGAAGACUGGGGGAGAUGAGGCACUGAAGCGGAGUGAAGACUGCAUUUGUUACGUUUCAAGUAGUGUUGUAGUUCUCGGCUUUAUCUAGUGGGGGAAAAUGGACUUUACUGGCAUAGGCCCACAUAAGGCUUUGGGUUAGCAUUUUAAAUCAACCCUGUUUUUCUAGCUGCCAAUUCAAUUGUAAUUUUACAGGAUACUUUAUUAUGUUCCAAUGAUUAUGGUUUCUGCUAAUUUUCACUCAGCAGUGUAACUAUGUCUAGGUUUUAAAGGGGUUUUCUAUUGCUGCUAGUAUUCCAAACAUGUUUUCGCUACAAACGACCAAAACACAAGGGUUUCAAUGGACUUGAGUUACAACUACAGCAAUAAGUAGCUGAAUACUUGGCUGAAGUCCUGUCUUUUUUUUUAAUAGGGAUUUUUUUCAGUUUUGUAUUCUGAAAUGUAAGAUGGUGACAACUUUCUUAAGUGGACAAUUUUUUGUUGUUGUUGUUGUUUAAAAAAUAAAGGUUUAAAAGCAGAGUUUUGAUGCAAAACUUUCUUAGAGAAGUUAAUAUGUUUCUGAAUGCUGCUUGCUUUUCUCAGAACUUUCCAAAAGGGGAACAGUGAUACUUGACCAAAGUACUGUGAUUUUAAUGGCCCAGUAAUAAUAUGUACUGCUAUAUCUUUUAUGCAACUUCUGUUGAAAUCAGAAAUUAUAGAUGUACCUAUAGAAAUACUUGCCUUUUAGGUUUCUUUAAUUUUCUCAAAAUUUUUCUUAUGAGAAAAGAGUGUUUUUCUCCUUUAUUUAAAAACUUCAUGUGUAUUCGAUUAAAAACCCUGUUGUUUUGGAAGCUAUAAACAGUGAGCCUUAAACUUCUUAGGUGAACCUGAGCUUUCCUAAGUUGGUAGGAGUCUCCCUCUAAAUUAGUGCUUUCACUUAUUAGUAACUGGCUAUCAAAACUUGGGUAGGUUUUUGGGGUGGUGUUUUUUUGUUAUUGUUUGUGGUGCUUUUUUGUGGUUUUAUUUAACUGUAUCCAGAGUUGUGAGUGUUUUAAGCAUAUAUGGAGUUAAUGAUAAGUUAACAUACUCUUUUUGAAGUAACAUAGUAUAAAUCUGAUCUCUCUGAGGACUAAGUUGAUGCUGUGAUAUUUCUUUGCAAACUACUACCAUGAUUGAUAGCCCCUUUCUCAGCAGUAGAUGUAUUAUUUGUAUGAGGGGAAAAAGCCUUUCUGUGUGGUGGCAUUAGAAAUGUUAAGCAUGAUUUUUAAUUGUUAAAGGUUUUAUAAAAAAGCAUUGAUAUACGGACUUUUGUUAACUGUCUGCUUUUUGUUGAGAAUCACUUUCCAAUCAUUUGCGUUAUGUUGGCUUGGGCGAUAUACUUGAAUUCAAUUUCUAAUUUGAGUACAGUCUUUUUCAGCAUUUCUUUUAGUAUAAAUCAAGAAUCUCAUAGUCCUGGACUGUUCUUUUUAGAUUCUGGAUACUUCGCUAAAGAUGGAAUAAUUUAAUUAAUAAAAUGCAAAGUGUUAUUAGAGUUUGAA